AUGGAAUGCUCCACCCCGACCUUCUCCACCACCCCUGCCGCCUCCCCCACCCCCGCCGCCUCCACCACCCCCGCCGCCUCCACCACCCCCGCCGCCUCCACCGCCUUCACCUACCGAGCCACCCCCACCGCCUCCGCCCCCGCCACCACCACCCUCGCCACCUCCUCCGUUGGUGCCACCUCCACCCCCCUUGCCCCCUUUGCCCUUGCUGUUGUUGCGCCUUCCACUAGGAGCAGACGCAGCGCCAACUUCCUCAGCAGUAGAGGCAACUGA
This is a messenger RNA of Closterium sp. Naga37s-1, 273 nucleotides long. Lineage: Eukaryota; Viridiplantae; Streptophyta; Zygnematophyceae; Desmidiales; Closteriaceae. The record is from the annotation of a GenBank genome assembly.